AGCACACGCUGGUAUUUCCUCUCGGUCAGGCUGCUGGGUGGAGCACCGGGGGAACGCGAGUGCCUUGCCAAGCAGCACUGCAGCUGACUCUCGGCAGCACAUGGAAUUACCUCUGCUGCUCUCAGCAUGCCGGGGCAAGAGAGGGGCCAGGAUAUUUGAGAGGAGAAAGGCAUCACCAGUCGUUAGGUCCCGGAGGGUUGAAGGGUGCGCUGGUCGACUUUCUCAGGCUCCGAGUGUCGACUGGGAUGAAAUGUGAUAUCACACAGAAGGGCUAUGAGAAGAAGCGAUCCAAGCUGAUUGGAGCCUUUUUCCCACAAGCGCCAGGAAUGGAUCCGCCCAUGGGUCAGGAGAGGAGAACCCCGGUCACCCCGUCCUCGUCCUCCCGCUACCACCGCCGGCGGUCUUCUGGCUCCAGAGACGAACGUUACCGAUCAGAUGUGCACACAGAGGCCGUGCAGGCAGCCCUGGCCAAGCACAAAGAGAGGAAGAUGGCGGUGCCGAUGCCUUCUAAGCGGCGGUCGCUGGUGGUCCAGACCUCAAUGGAUGCCUACACACCACCAGAUACCUCCUCAGGCUCAGAGGGCGAGGGACAGGGCGAUGGCGAGGAAGAGGAGGGAGGAGACGGCGAAGAAGAGGACGGAGGAGGUGGCGGGGGAACCUCGUCGAGCCGGGAGGGGAGCAUCAGCAUGGAGCACUGGAUAAGCCGGGCCAUCCACGGCACCUCCUCCACCACCACUACCACGUCCUCCACAGCCUCCUCCUCCUCUUCCUCCACGCGCAGCGGGGGGAGCGGGGCAGCCGGCGGAAGGCUGGCUGACGUCCUGGCCCAACACAUCCACAUCUCCGCCCACCACCACCUCCGCCACCACCACCAUCACCACCACCACCAUAAGACAGAGAACCACUCUGCCCCUCCAGAUGUCACCGGCUACACCAACAACACCGCCAACACCACCGCCGACGGGAUCCAGGUGGAGAGAGCCCCAGGCGCCGGCACCGCCGCCCAGAGACAGACGCCCAAGUACGGCAACGCCGAGCUGAUGGAGACCGGAGACGGUGUUCCAGUCAGCAGCCGAGUUUCAGCCAAAAUUCAGCAACUCGUCAACACUCUGAAGAGACCCAAAAGGCCGCCGCUAAGAGAGUUUUUUGUCGACGACUUCGAGGAGCUCCUGGAAGUCCAGCAACCAGACCCCAACCAGCCCAAGGCGGAGGGGGCCCAAAUGGUGGCCAUGCGGGGCGAGCAGCUGGGCGUCGUAACCAACUGGCCCCCUUCUCUGGAGGCGGCCCUGCAGAGGUGGGGCACCAUCUCUCCAAAGGCCCCCUGCCUCACCACCAUGGACACCAAUGGCAAGCCGCUCUACGUGCUCACCUACGGAAAACUGUGGUCCAGGAGUGUGAAGGUGGCCUACAACCUGCUGCACAAACUGGGAACCAAACAGGAACCACUCGUCAGACCUGGAGACCGGGUGGCGCUGGUCUUCCCAAACAACGACCCUGCUGCCUUCAUGACGGCUUUUUACGGCUGCUUGCUGGCCGAAGUCGUUCCUGUGCCAAUAGAAGUACCACUGACCAGGAAGGAUGCUGGCAGUCAGCAGAUCGGGUUUCUGUUGGGGAGCUGUGGAGUGACGGUGGCUCUGACCAGCGAUGCCUGCCAUAAAGGGUUACCCAAGAGUCCCACUGGAGAGAUCCCACAGUUCAAAGGCUGGCCCAAGUUGCUGUGGUUCGUCACAGAGUCCAAACACCUCUCCAAACCUCCCCGAGACUGGUUCCCACACAUCAAGGAUGCCAACCAGGACACUGCCUACAUAGAGUAUAAGACCUGUAAGGACGGCAGCGUGCUCGGUGUGACGGUGAUGAGGAUAGCCAUGCUCACACACUGCCAGGCCCUCACGCAGUCCUGCUCUUACACAGAAGCUGAGACCAUAGUGAAUGUACUAGACUUCAAGAAAGAUGUAGGACUGUGGCACGCUGUCCUGACUAGUGUAAUGAAUAUGAUGCACGUCAUCAGUAUUCCCUACGCCCUCAUGAAGGUCAACCCUCUGUCCUGGAUCCAAAAAGUCUGCCAGUACAAAGCUAAGGUGGCCUGUGUGAAGUCGCGGGACAUGCACUGGGCUCUGGUGGCCCACCGGGACCAGCGAGACAUCAACCUGACCUCCCUGCGCAUGCUGGUGGUGGCUGACGGUUCAAAUCCCUGGUCGAUCUCAUCCUGUGACGCCUUCCUCAACGUUUUCCAGUCUAAAGGUUUAAAGCAGGAGGUCAUAUGUCCCUGUGCCAGCUCCCCGGAGGCUCUGACUGUUGCUAUAAGGAGUCUCCACCCCUCCUCCUGCAGGCCUGUGGAGGAGGGCAGCACCCCUCCUGGUCGCGGCGUGUUGUCCAUGCAGGGUCUGAGUCACGGCGUGAUCCGGGUCGACUCGGAGGAGAAGCUGUCGGUCCUCACGCUGCAGGACGUCGGCUCCGUCAUGCCCGGAGCUAUGAUGUGUGCGGUGAAACCAGAAGGUGUCCCUCAGCUCUGUAAGACUGAUGAGAUUGGAGAGCUGUGCGUUUGCACUGCUGCCACUGGAACCUCCUACUAUGGUCUGGCCGGCAUGACCAAGAACACCUUCGAGGUCUUCCCCACAUCCAACAACGGGGCUCCCAUCAGCGAGUUUCCCUUCACCAGGACCGGCCUGCUGGGAUUCAUCGGGCCUGCAGGUCUGAUCUUCGUGGCGGGGAAGAUGGACGGCCUGAUGGUGGUCGGGGGCCGUCGUCACAACGCCGACGACAUCGUGGCGACGGCGCUCGCUGUAGAGCCCAUGAAGUUUGUGUACAGGGGCAGGAUAGCGGUGUUCUCCAUCACCGUGCUUCAUGACGAGAGGAUCGUGGUCGUGGCAGAGCAGCGGCCCGACUCCACCGAGGAAGACAGCUUCCAGUGGAUGAGCCGAGUUCUGCAGGCGAUAGACGGUAUCCACCAGGUGGGGGUGUACUGCCUGGCUCUGGUGCCCUCCAACACUCUGCCCAAGACUCCCCUGGGUGGCAUCCACCUGUCAGAGACCAAGCAGCUGUUCCUGGAGGGGGCGCUGCACCCCUGCAACGUGCUCAUGUGUCCGCACACCUGCGUCACCAACCUGCCCAAACCCCGGCAGAAGCAGCCAGAGAUCGGCCCUGCGUCUGUGAUGGUCGGGAAUCUGGUGUCGGGGAAGAGGAUCGCUCAGGCCAGCGGCAGGGAUCUGGGUCAGAUCGAAGACAAUGACCAGGCAAGGAAGUUCCUCUUCCUGUCAGAGGUAUUACAGUGGAGAGCCCAGACCACUCCAGACCACGUCCUGUACACACUGCUCAACUCCAGGGGUACGAUAGCCAGCUCUCUGACUUGUGUUCAGCUGCAUAAGAGGGCGGAGAAAAUCGCCGGCAUGCUGGGCGAACGGGGCCACCUACAGGACGGAGACCACGUCGCGCUGGUCUACCCUCCAGGUAUCGACCUCAUCGUGGCGUUUUACGGCUGUCUUUACGCCGGCUGCGUACCGAUCACGGUGCGACCGCCUCACCCGCAGAACAUCGCCACCACGCUGCCCACCGUCAAGAUGAUCGUGGAGGUGAGCCGCUCGGUGUGCGUGAUGACCACGCAGCUCAUCUGUAAACUGCUGAGGUCGAAGGAAGCCUCGGCUGCCGUGGACGUCCGGACCUGGCCUCCCGUACUGGACACAGACGAUUUGCCAAAGAAGAAACCUCCUCUGCUGUAUAAACCGUCCAACCCCGACACCCUGGCCUACCUGGACUUCAGUGUCUCCACCACUGGCAUGCUGGCUGGAGUCAAGAUGUCACACACAGCCACCAGUGCCUUCUGCCGCUCCAUCAAGCUGCAGUGUGAGCUUUACCCGUCCAGAGAGGUCGCCAUCUGCCUGGACCCGUACUGCGGCCUGGGCUUCGUCCUCUGGUGCCUUUGCAGUGUGUACUCAGGUCACCAGUCCAUCCUGAUCCCUCCGUCCGAGCUGGAGGUGAACCCGGCUCUCUGGCUGUCGGCCGUCAGUCAGUACAAAGUCCGAGACACUUUCUGCUCCUACAGCGUCAUGGAGCUCUGCACCAAAGGCCUCGGCCUGCAGACCGACGCUCUGAAGUCUCGAGGGUUGGAUCUGUCUCGGGUGAGGACCUGUGUGGUUGUAGCAGAGGAGCGUCCCAGGACAUCCCUGACGCAGUCCUUCUCCAAGCUCUUCAAGGACCUGGGACUUCACCCUCGAGCCGUCAGCACCUCCUUCGGCUGCAGGGUCAACCUGGCAAUCUGCCUGCAGCCUCACAGGCUGGGAAAGCUUGCCGACCAGGGCACCUCAGGACCCGACCCCACGACUGUGUUCGUUGAUAUGAGAGCGCUACGGCACGACAGGGUCAGACUAGUGGAGAGGGGGUCACCACACAGCCUGCCACUGAUGGAGUCUGGGAAGAUCCUGCCGGGGGUCCGAAUCAUCAUCGCCAACCCAGAGACCAAGGGACCAAUGGGGGAGUCGCACCUGGGCGAGAUCUGGGUGCACAGCGGCCACAACGCCAGCGGUUACUUCACCGUCUACGGAGACGAGGCGUUGCAGUCGGACCACUUCAACUCCAGACUCAGUUUCGGAGACACGCAGACCGUCUGGGCCAGGACCGGAUACCUGGGCUUCCUCCGCAGGACCGAACUGACGGACGCCAGCGGAGAGCGCCAUGACGCCCUGUACGUGGUCGGCGCUCUGGAGGAAGCCAUGGAGCUGAGAGGGAUGCGUUACCACCCCAUCGACAUCGAGACCUCCGUCAUCAGGACGCACAAGAGCAUCACAGAGUGCGCGGUGUUCACGUGGACCAACCUGCUGGUGGUGGUGGUGGAGCUGGACGGCUCGGAGCAGGAGGCCCUGGACCUGGUCCCCCUGGUCACCAACGUGGUGCUGGAGGAGCACUACUUGAUCGUGGGCGUGGUGGUGGUCGUCGACAUCGGCGUCAUCCCCAUCAACUCCCGCGGCGAGAAGCAGCGCAUGCACCUGCGCGACGGCUUCCUGGCCGACCAGUUGGACCCAAUCUACGUGGCCUACAACAUGUAGCGCCCCCUAGCGGCCAACGUGGAAGGUGGAUGAAGGAUUGUUUGGGAAGAUGCAAAGACGCUCUGCUCCUGAGACUGACAAUAAAGAAAAAAACGGAGCCAGAGGCUGAGUUUGUGGCACGAGGGGAGAAGGCAGCGCUUGUUCCCAGGCUACGUAAAGCCGCCGACUAGCUCCCAGAAUCAAACUGUUAUAUUUAGGCUAUUAGCAUUCAGGCCGAGGAGUUCGUACUCAGCCUGAGAGGAAGUGCAGUCUCCCCCAUCCAGAGCAACAAACUCCCCCAUUUGUGCCGAUAGUUUACCGAAAAGUUGCAAUCGUGCGGCCCGCAGACGGCGGAAGAGGACAAUCGUUUGGCGGAGGAGAUUCGGGCGUUUUAACUGCGUGUGGCUCACUCUAGAGUUUCCUGUUAAGUAUUUGCUGAAGUCGCUUGGUUUAGUUUUUUUUUGUUUUGUUUUGUUGGUUCCAAAAAGUUUAGGCUAUUUUUUGAAAAGAAUAUUUACACAAAAACACAAACUGUGGCAAAAAUGAUAUUUACGUUUUUACGAUAUCAACCAUUACAAAGAGUGAGAUAUGUUUUGAUACGAGGGCGGGGUCCGAGGGGGCGAAUCGCAGCUGUUUUAGGUACUACUCGUUUGUUUCAUGUUAGCUUGUCGUUGGUUUUAUUUUUUGUAAGCGUAAGUGUUACUUUUUUUUUUUUUAUUCAGCAUUAUUCUCCGAAGCGUCCGUCCCAUCUCAGCGGGAAACCAGCGUGCUAACCUUCAUAAACUAACAGCUGCAGCCUUUAACUCCGUUUAUUUUUCCGUACCAACACGCUUCGACUGAAGUAAAAACAAUACAUCAAUUCAUAUCAUGUAAGUAUGUACAAAAAGAAACUGAUUUAAUUUAUUUUGUUUCUCUUUUAGAAGUAUAUGACGAGACGUUCAAGAAUGUUUUGCUCUUGAAUAUUUGCUAAUAUAAAAAAACAAAACAGCGUUGUAUUAUCUGGAGUGAAACACUCACAUCAAGCAUAUUAUGGAAAAUAGAAAUAUAUGAUUAUAGAUUAUAUUAAAAAGAUGAGUCGAGGAUUCGCACCAGGCGGAAGACGUUUGACACGCGAUGCUUUUUUAUCUGCACGUUGGUCUGAAAUGUUUCAGGCAGUUUGUCGGAGUCGAUUCCAGCGUCCACGUGAAGAGUUCUGAUCCAAAACAUCCACUUUUACUAAAGUCUGGAAAGGUUUUCACCUUUCUCCAUUAGGAAAGAUAAGUUGUUAUUUAACAUUAGUCAUUUGUACCCUUAACUUACCAAUCGCUGCCUUCAGUUUCUAAUUGAUGCAGUCAAUAUUUCUGAUGGAUUUAUGUAAAAUUGCAUCAUUUCCCCCUUUUGGUUGUUCAGAAAUUUGACGAAUGACCUCGAUUCUAAAUAAUUUUAAUGUGUUUGCAGUGAAACAAUCGUUCUUCCUGUGUUACAGUUUCUACACUUUUAAGUGACGUUAAAUAUAAUGUGAGUUAUUUGGCUUUUCCUCAUUUCUGCUCAGUUUUUGGUGAAUCACACCGACUUUAAUAUUCCGUAUUUUUUUUGUGGGCUGACGGUCAAACACAAACACAAAACUGAGCUCUGGAUAUGCUUAAUGUGUAGAUUUCCAAUGAGGGACACCUUUUCUAUCAUUGAGUAAACUAACUGACAUAUUUUAUGGCUAUUUCAUAUUAUAUUAAAACUGUACAAUGAACCCAAACAGUGAACUCAGUACCUGCAGGAAGUUUGUGUAAACCAGAUAUUUGGAUGAAUUUUGAGCAGAUUAUUUCCUGUAUACAGAACAUUUUAUAUAAUUCUGUGUCUGUAUUAUGUAUUUUAUCAUUUUUAACAAUCAUACAGACUUAAUAUUCUUCUUUUCUGACAAAUUCAGUGUGUUCUUGUCCCUGACCAUUGUCCUAUUAGACAAUUUACUUCACAUUUCUUCACAGAAGUGAACCAAAUGCUGAGAUAUCAGCCUACUAUGUUAUUUAAGUUUUCUAGCAUAUCUUAAAAUCAAGGCUAGAAAACUAAAUGAGAUCAUUUUUAAAGUUUGGAUUAUUAUUUAAGAUAUUAGGACACGGUAAUGACCUGAACACAAACAGCCUUUUCCUUCAUUAGAGAAGUUAAAACAACCAAAGAGCUCAUAGAACAAUGAGAAGGAAACACUGAAUCCAUCCAAAAAGAAGCCCAAUAAGUAUGUAUCAUCAAAAGAAAAUUAUAAAAAUUCAUAAUACAGACAGAAUUGUAUAAAAAGUUCCCUAAAACUUGUUUGUGACGCAAUAUUUACAAGAAAUAAUCAGCUCAAAAUUCAUUCAUUCAAGUUUGUACUGUUAUUGUUAUAAAUUGAAUAUAGUAUGAAAUAUCCAUAAAAUGUCACUUGGUCAGGGGUUGUCGGUUCACUCAGUGAUAGAAAAAUGUUGGGAACCGCGGCUGUAAGGGAACAUUAAGUCAUCCAGGAGCUGUGCUGACCUCUAGUGGCCACCAGCAGGAAUUAAAACAAACCUAUAAACAACUGCAGUUUGGAUCAGAACUCUUCAUAAAUCACAUUAAUCAGGGAACAAACAGGUUUUCUGACGUUGAAAAUGUAAUAAAUAGGAAUAGUUUUAGUUUCUCUCCCGACUGGAAUAAAACUCCUCAGUUCAAACAGACCAACAGCAGUUACUGGAUUACUUUCUUUGAACACCUCCGGCUGGGAAAAGGUUGAAUCCUCACGGAGACCUCUGAGUGUCUCCCGUACAGGCAGGAGGGCGAGCUGUUACUAUUGUAAAUAUCAGAGUCAGAAGUCCUUCAUAUUUUUACACGGACCGACCAAUCAGGGCUCAAACAGUGAUGUCACGACAGGAAUAAAGACUGAACCAGGAGGCAAAGGAGGCGUUUUAACCAGAGACCCUUUAACUCGUUACAGAGCUGCGGAGAGGUCGAAGGUCGCAGGGAUACGACGUUCAGUCUGUGAUUCGAGGUUGUCGGGGCGAGAAUGUUCGAGUUUCAACACACGAAAAGAGAAAAAAAAAGCACUUUCUUCACCGUUUGUUUCUCUUUCUUUUAUCAGCAAAAAUGUAUGUUUCCCCCCCAGUAUGUUUUUUUUAAAGGUUUUAAAAAAUGUCUUAUUUGAGUUGACAUGAAGUCUUUCAAUUAAAUAAAUAUUUCAAGAAUUUUGACAGUAAAAAAA
Messenger RNA from Dicentrarchus labrax (European seabass), 8196 nucleotides. RefSeq names its product disco-interacting protein 2 homolog Ca (gene dip2ca). Bases 246 to 5039 code for a protein of 1597 amino acids. The transcript has 38 exons. NCBI's taxonomy places the organism in Eukaryota, Metazoa, Chordata, Actinopteri, Moronidae. The record is from RefSeq and is a predicted model, not a curated record.